This is a messenger RNA of Carassius carassius (crucian carp), 1241 nucleotides long. It is a transcript of the gene echdc2, whose product is annotated as enoyl CoA hydratase domain containing 2. The record is from RefSeq and is a predicted model, not a curated record. Gene Ontology annotation, cellular component: mitochondrion. NCBI's taxonomy places the organism in Eukaryota, Metazoa, Chordata, Actinopteri, Cypriniformes, Cyprinidae. The transcript has 9 exons. The coding region runs from base 163 to 1107 and encodes 314 amino acids. Gene Ontology annotation, biological process: fatty acid beta-oxidation. Gene Ontology annotation, molecular function: enoyl-CoA hydratase activity.
GUGUGUGUGUGUGUGGUGAUGAUGGCGUUUUGCAAAACGUUCGUCUCCCACAAGGCUUAUUAUUAACGUCAACAACCCCGGUUUAAUUCUGGUUUCAGUGUUGGUCUUAAGCCAACAAGAUCAGUGCUCCAGUGUAACCAGCGUAAAGACUUUGUGUUGAUCAUGAGCGUGGCGCGCGGAGUGCUCGCGAGGAUUCUCACUCAGCCCUGUGUGGAGCUGAUGGCAGCAAGGCCGAUCAAGCGUCUUCUCCCCCGGAUUUCUCUUAACCAGACCCGCUCGUGGUGCUCUGAUGGGCCCAUUGCGGAUCGGGCUGAAGUACGGCUGAGUCGGCUUGAUGGUGAAGACAACGGUAUAGUGGAAGUGCUGAUGUGUCGUGAAAGGGCGAGGAACUCUCUGGGACGCUUGUUUGUGGGUCAGUUGAGAGAGCUGGUGUCAUCGCUGCAUCAUGACGAAGCGGUUCGUGUGGUGGUCUUCAGGAGUUUGAUACCUGGAGUCUUCUGUGCUGGGGCAGAUCUUAAGGAGAGAGCUCAGAUGAGUAACCCUGAGGCAGAGCUGUUUGUACAUGGCCUUCGAUCACUAAUGAAUGACAUCGCUGCACUGCCCAUGCCAACCAUCGCGGCAGUGGAUGGCUUUGCUCUCGGGGGCGGUCUGGAAUUGGCCCUGGCGUGUGACCUUCGCACUGCAGCACAUUCAGCGCAGAUGGGCCUGAUUGAAACUACGCGAGGAUUACUCCCAGGGGCAGGGGGCAGUCAAAGGUUGCCCCGGACGGUUGGCUUUGCCAUCGCGAAGGAGCUGAUUUUUACAGGCCGGCGUGUCGGGGGUAAACGGGCUGCAGAGUUGGGGCUGGUAAACCAAUCCGUGCCACAGAACCAGACAGGAGACGCAGCCCACAAAGAGGCUCUUAGUCUCGCAAGAGAGAUCCUGCCUCAGGCCCCGAUUGCUGUGCGAAUGGCUAAAGUUGCCAUGAAUCGAGGCGCUGAGGUGGACAUCUCUUCAGGAAUGGCUAUUGAGGGAAUGUGUUACGCCAGGCUCAUUCCUACACGGGACAGACAAGAGGGCAUGGCUGCGUUUAUAGAGAAGAGGCCUCCAAGGUACAUUGGAGAGUGAAUGGUUUUAAACCUGCAUUUAAACAUGCUUGUGUUGGAAUUUGAAUUUUGUAAUGCUUAAAAAUAACCACCACGUAUAAUUUAAAAAGGACUGUCAUGUUUAUGAAAAAACUGAAAAUAAAAUACUUUUUAAAA